Messenger RNA from Caenorhabditis briggsae, 1383 nucleotides. The transcript has 6 exons. Bases 1 to 1383 code for a protein of 460 amino acids. NCBI's taxonomy places the organism in Eukaryota, Metazoa, Nematoda, Chromadorea, Rhabditida, Rhabditidae. Gene Ontology annotation, molecular function: glycerophospholipase activity. Gene Ontology annotation, biological process: phospholipid metabolic process. The record is from RefSeq and is a predicted model, not a curated record.
AUGAGGUCGAUUUUGAUUUUUCUUCUUGUAAGCCUGUUGGAAACCCAUGCCAUUAUUUCCCCUCCGAAUGCUCUUCUGGAAAUUUCCGCUGAGAUUUUUAAUAAUUGGAGAGAUACAAGAAAAAAGUUUAUGGAUUCUAUGAAACACCCAAUGGGUCUACCUCAUUUCAAUUGCUCUCGACCAAUCCUUGAUUCUGCUACGUCGGUCCACCAGCUUCAUCCAUCUCAAAUUGACGUCAUCGCAGCUCUAGGAGAUUCAGUCACAGUUGCACAAGCUGCAAAAUCUUCUUCCAUUUUUGAAAUUCUCGAACAAUAUCCGGGCAUCUCUUUUGUUACUGGAGAUGAUGUUACUCUGAAUGAGCAAUCCACACUGAUCAACAUGUUCCAAAAAUUUUCACCAAGAGUCAAAGGAGGAUCUUCUGACCGAAUUCGAAAAUUCUACGAUUUCAAUUUUGCGGUUCCCGGAUCGUUCAGUUAUGAGCUCCCUGAUCAAGCAAAGAAGCUUGUUAAAACUUUGAAAAGACGAUUAGGGACCGAUAAUUCUAAAAAAUGGAAACUUGUGAACAUUUUCAUCGGCCAUAAUGAUUUGUGUCAAUUCUGUAAUAAUGAGACACUGCACGGACCAGAGACCUUUGGAAAUGCAAUUAGAUCCACUUUGUUCAUCAUUCAGUCAGAUAUUCCAAAUGUGUUCGUCAACAUCAUGCCACCAAUAAAUGUGCAAAUCCAUUCUCAAGCUCAUCAAGUGAGCCCAUUCUGCGAAUUAUCUCAUAAAAAAACCUGUCCUUGUAUUUUUGAAUUGGACAAAAAGGACUAUAAAAAAAUUAAGGAGAAGUUUGAUGAGCAAUUGAGAGAAAUCACGAACGAAUUUAAUGAGAAAAAUAAUGAUUCCAACGAUUUCGCAGUUGUUAUUGCUCCAGCGAUGGAUUUGAAGUCAAUCCCUCUACUGGAUAACAAACCAAAUGUUGGAUUAUUGGCUCUUGACUGUUUUCAUCUGUCUCCAAUUGCCCACGAUGUUGCUGCAAAGCAAAUUUGGAAAGGACUUUUUGAACCGAUCCAAUCAAAAACUAUUACCAAUCAGACAUCUGUAGGAUUCGAUAGAUUUGUUUGUCCGCCGACUGAAUGCUCGUUCCUUCGAACGAGUAAAAACUCGGUUGAUUGUGAACCACCGAAGAAUUUUAGGUUCCUCCCAAUUCUUCCAGAAAGCUCUACUGUGGGAAUGAAUAUGCCUUCAUUCCUGGUCCCUGCAUUCUUUCUCAUGGGAAGUGUUCUAAUUCUACUAUUUGUUCGUGCUUCUUUCCGUCGCCCGUCAUCUGAAUUUUCCGAUGAACGACAGUAUUUACUUCUUCCGAUGCGUCGUGCCGACCUCAACGACAACAUCUUCUGA